This is a messenger RNA of Molossus molossus (Pallas's mastiff bat), 1613 nucleotides long. RefSeq names its product coiled-coil domain containing 150 (gene CCDC150). The coding region runs from base 51 to 1385 and encodes 444 amino acids. NCBI's taxonomy places the organism in Eukaryota, Metazoa, Chordata, Mammalia, Chiroptera, Molossidae. The transcript has 11 exons. The record is from RefSeq and is a predicted model, not a curated record.
CUGGAGACUCUAGAAUCUCUCUAAAGACUCUUUUGAAUGCUAUUAAAACCAUGGAGGGAAGACUGGAAGGUAAAAUAGACAUUCUUGCCUCAAGACCAUAUAAAAAUUAUGAGUCAUCAAAUUUUCUUAAACGGGAUUCGGUAAAGUCCAUUCUUGAGAAGAAUGAAGAGGAGCUCACACAAGCAGUGAAGUGUCGUGAUGCCGCACUGACGGAGAGUCAGAAGUUGAAAGGGGACCUCGAGGCUUUGGAGGACAGGGAGAACAAGAAGGUGGGAAACUUUCAGCGACAGCUGGCAGAAGCUAAAGAAGACAACUGCAAAGUUACAAUCAUGUUGGAGAACGUGCUGGCUUCUCACAGUAAGAUGCAAGGUGCUCUGGAGAAAGUGCAGAUCGAGCUCGGGCGGAGGGACUCGGAGAUCGCCGGCCUCAAGAAGGAAAGGGCUUUAAAUCAACAGAGGGUGCAGAAGCUGGAAGCAGAAGUGGACCAGUGGCAGGCCAGAAUGCUGGUCGUGGAUGCCCAGCACAACAGUGAGAUUGAGCCUCUGCAGAAAGCUCUAGAUGUAACUAGAGAAGACAACAGGAAACUGGCUAUGAGCCUGGAGCAAGCUCUCCAGACGAAUAACCAUCUGCAAACAAAGCUUGACCAUAUCCAAGAGAAACUGGAAAACAAAGAACUUGAGCGACAGAAUUUGGAAACCUUCAAGGAACGGAUGACCGAAGAAUCUAAAAUGGAAGCAGAAGUGCAUGCUGAGCGCAUAGAAGCGCUGAAAAAGCAGUUUCAAACGGAGAGGGACACUGCAAAGAAAAUGAACCAGCGGGAAAUAGCUGAGCAAAUAGAAACAGAACUGAGGCAAAUGGAGCUAAUUAAGGAUCAAUAUCAGAAAAAAAACUAUGAACAGUCAUUGAGUAUCCAGAAAUUUGUAUCUGAAAUGACUAACCUACAGAAGGAGAUGCAGCUGUUGGCCAGGAGCCAGUAUGAUACCUCGGCUCGGAACAAGCAGCAAGAGUUGCGGCUGGAGGCAGAGCGGAAAAUACGGCAGGAACUAGAGAGCCGGUGCCAGGGAUUGGAAGAAACUAUAAGACACCUCAGGAAGUGUAAAGAGGCAACAGAGAAUAAACUGAAAGAAGCCAGUGUGGAAUCAGAACAGAUAACAGCUAACCUGGAAGAAGCUCAUCGCUGGUUUAAGUGCAGGUUCGACGGCCUACAACAUGAGCUGACCAAAAACCGGUUGCAAAGGCUGCCCCGGGAAAACAGGUGGCGGGAAGAGGACCAAGAUAAAAGGCACGAUGCCAUGUGCAACCAAUCUGUUCUGCAUCGGUGGGAGAACAAACAGAGUUUUAGACUUGUGCCCAAGAACUACCAUUCUGAGCUAGAGAGAAAGUGACGUCCUUGGCAGAGGAGGGCUGCUGCACCACGUGACUCCCUGAGCCCAGCAGCUGGGCUGGCCUGUUCCACAGUCGUCAGAACCUGAAGUCUUCCAUGUGGGCUCAAGAUUUUGGACCUGAGUUUAUCCUUUUAUGGACUCUGAUAUCACUAGAAAACCACCCCAUCUUUUUCUUUCCCCAUUUUCCACCCAAUAAAUUUAUAUUAAUUUGUUGUAUGAUAAUAGAUG